AUGGCCUCCUCCUCCUCCUCUUUGCCGUCGCCCUCGUCCUCGUCCUCGUCCUCGUCCUCGAAGAAGCUCGUCCUGAGGAGCUCCGACGAAAAGCACUUCGAGGUCGACGAGGCCGUCGCCCUUCAGUCUGAGAUGAUCAAGCAAAUGGUCGAAGAUGGUUUUGGUGGCGAUGUGAUUCCGUUGCUCAACGUCAGCAGCAAUAUCUUAUCCAAGGUGAUUGAUUAUUGCAAGAAACACGUGGACUUUGAUUCCAAGAAGAAGAUGGACGAUAGAAGAAGAUGGGACGCAGAGUAUAUCGACGUCGGUGUCGAUGAACUUUACCAUCUUAUAAUGGCUGCCAACUACCGUAAUAUCAAAGGGUUGUUGGAUUUGACUUGCCAGAAGGUCGCUGAUACGAUUAAAGGGAAGAAGCCGAAGCAGAUUCGGAUAAUUUUUAAUAUAAAAAACGACGUUACGCCUGAAGGAGAACAGAAGAUACGAAAAGAACACAGUUGGGCUUUUGAGUGA
Messenger RNA from Nelumbo nucifera (sacred lotus), 507 nucleotides. NCBI's taxonomy places the organism in Eukaryota, Viridiplantae, Streptophyta, Magnoliopsida, Proteales, Nelumbonaceae. The record is from RefSeq and is a predicted model, not a curated record.